Molecule: messenger RNA, 1399 nt
Organism: Populus nigra (black poplar)
Lineage: Eukaryota; Viridiplantae; Streptophyta; Magnoliopsida; Malpighiales; Salicaceae
Product: RNA-binding protein CP33, chloroplastic-like
Exons: 4
Coding region: 94-1074 (326 amino acids)
Cellular component (GO): cytosol
Molecular function (GO): mRNA binding
Source: RefSeq, a predicted model, not a curated record
CUCUCUCUCUAUCUCUCUUCCAAAAAAAAUAUACACCAAAACAUUCCUACCCUCCGUCUCCUUUCAAUUGUCUCGCAUAAUUUCGAAAAGAAAAUGUCAGCUCUCUCCAUGGCAGCUUCAACUAUAACUUCCUCUCCAUUACACACAAAGCUUUCAAACCUCUCCUUCACUCACUCUCCACUUCCACUCCCUUCCCACUUCUCACCAAAACCCUUACUUAAACCUCUAAAACCCCUCCAACUCAACAACCAAGACUCCAAUUCCCUUUCUCUCCUCUCCCUCCCUCAUUUCCGUGGCAUUUUUGCUGCCUCUUCUGACAGUUUUGAAGCUGGAACAGAAGAAAACACCACAGCUCUAGGUGACCCACAAAGUGAAACGGACGAAUUUGACCAAGAAGUUGUAGAAGAAGAAGGAGAUGUGGAGGCCAUAAAAGCAACUGAAGAAGGCAAGCUUUAUGUGGGAAAUCUACCAUAUUCAAUGACUUCUUCGGAAUUGGCUGAGGUUUUUGAGGAAGCUGGUCGUGUUUUCAGUGCUGAGGUUAUUUAUGAUCGAGUUACGGAUAGGAGCAGGGGCUUUGGGUUUGUUACCAUGGGAAGUCUUGAAGAAGCUAAAAAAGCGAUUCGGAUGUUCAAUGGAACACAAUUUGGAGGUCGAUCUGUGAGGGUGAACUUCCCAGAAGUGCCAAGGGGAGGUGAGAGGGAAGUAAUGGGACCAAGGAUACAGAGUGGCUACAAGGGGUUUAUAGACAGCGAACACAAGAUAUAUGCAGGAAACCUUGGUUGGCGCCUCACAUCUGAGGGUCUUAGAGACGCAUUUGCUAACCAGCCAGGGGUAUUAAGUGCCAAAGUCAUCUACGAGAGGGACUCAAGAAGAUCACGAGGUUUUGGCUUUGUCUCUUUUGAAUCUGCUGAGAAUGCAGAAGCUGCUUUAGAAGCCAUGAAUGGAGAGGAGGUGGAAGGGCGGCCUAUGCGAUUGAAUUUGGCCGGAGAAAGAUCACCUCCUCCUUCAGCCAAGGAAAAUAACAAAGAAAACAAUCUUGAGAGCGGUGAAUUGCUGUCCAGCUUUGGAACCUGAGAGGAGCAUGUGAAUUCCACGGAUGUUUAAAUAUGCUGUUAGAUGGAGCGCUGUGGGAAGAUAUAGCCAUCAACUUCCAAGUCUUGACUCAAUAUGGGACCUCUUUUGAUUUUUUUUUUGUUUUGCUCCAAAAUUGUAUACAAGCUGGCUCGUAUAAAUUCCAUACAAGAAGAGUUUUAAUAUUCGUAUAAAGUACAAGCUUAUGGGCUGCAGUCAUUUGCUGUGCGCUUGGAGUGAUGCAGCUCUGGAUUGUAAAAACAAUUAAAUACUGUGCCAAUUUUAAUAUUAACCUUGUUGUGGCGUGUGCAGAGUUUUGAUGGUUAAA